Messenger RNA from Rubroshorea leprosula, 647 nucleotides. The record is from the annotation of a GenBank genome assembly. NCBI's taxonomy places the organism in Eukaryota, Viridiplantae, Streptophyta, Magnoliopsida, Malvales, Dipterocarpaceae.
AUUGUUGGACUGCGUAUCCUUGCCGGAGUUCCUGAUCCACUCAAUCAACCCCAUAGAAGAAGACUCCGAUGAAGAAAACAACUCCGACCAACCCGAUGCCGAUAGUAAUUUCACGAAAUUUUAAUGGCUCUGUUCCAAUAGUCGAAAUUUAUUGAAUUCCGUUGAAUCUAACUCAAAAUUCUUGAAAUUUCCAUAGAGUGUUUAGGCAUGUUCCUUCUCUCGCCACUCUCACCAUCAGCAGACUACUGCGAGUGCGAGAUGCAUCUUCGUAUCAGGGAUGUAUCCAGAAAAGUCUCACUUUUGAAAUGCGAGGCAGCCGGAAGUUCACCGGCGGUGUUUAGCCGUACAAACAAUGGAAAAAAGGUGAUGGGCCUGAUGGCACUCAUAAUAGCUGAUGCAAAGUUGGCUUCCAUACACGUUGCAUGGGUUGGGUCCAUCGAGAGUUUCUUCGUCAUUAUGGGCCUCGGCCCAGGAGUUCCUUCUUUUCCUUCUUCGGAGGUAUAGAGGUUAGCCGGGAGGAGGAGGAGGCUAGUAUAUGCAUUUGGGAUAUUCAAUCUUGCUCUUCUGUGCAAAUGCAGGUCCACAACAAAUGGGCAUAACCCCUGUAACCCUAUGCAUUAACUCUUCAAUAUACAUUUUGUUGUAUU